AUGUAUACGCUUAUUGCAUUCUUCUGUUUAAUAUCUGUCUCAUUAACGGCCAAUGUUAAAUGGAUCCCGAACACAAAUUUCAAUUUGCCGCUCAAUUUUAAAGAUGGAAAAAUUCCCUGUUCAAAGCAAAGUGUUAUUUUUCCUGACGUUCUUAAUGGCUUUAUUAACAUAAACUCUGAAGUGGCAGUUGAUAGUUUAGUGUUGCCAUUAGAUGGAGAGUUUGUUUUGUCAGAUGGGUCAAUAGAACUGGGAGCAACGGAAGAUAACUGUACGAAUUCUGGAAAUGUUUACUUCUUAGAAAAGUCCGUUUCGUCCUGGGCUCAACCUGACGUAUGGAGCUCUCCAAUGUUCAAUAAAGCCACACCAGAUGCAGAAAGAAUUCCCUGUUUUGAUGAUGUUGUCGAGUUUCCCGAAAAUUCGGUUUUUACGGUAUCUUUACCAGAAAUAAAUCAAGUGGUCAGAAGUAUUAGGAUUGGCGGUGAAACAUUUGAUUCACAUUCAUUUGCUGAUUUCGUGUCAGGUUCUGAAAAGUUCAUUAUGAAUCAAGAACAAGAAACUGGAGUUGUUGUCAAGUAUAAGCAGUGCAUAUCCCGCAGUGGCUGCCCAUGCCAGGAAAACUAUCUGACAAUAGAUUGUGCUGCGAAAUUUUGUCAAGUACCCACAUGUGUUGAUCCAAUACAGCCCAUAGGACACUGCUGUAAGAUAUGUGGUGGAGUAAUAAAUUUUAAAGUCGAUCAGAGUUUUGAUAUUAUGAUUUUUCGAGAACUUGUCGAUAAUGUUGUCGAAAGCUACGGUAAGGAUGAUUUUGAUUAUCAUAUUGGAAAAAUUGGAGAGAAAGUUCAACUGGUAGUGACAAAUAAAGGAGAAUAUUCUGAAACCAGUGCACUAGUGGUUAACGAUAUUGAUCGACGUAUGGAGAAACAUUGGGUACAAGGGAUCAAAGAGUCUGUUAUAAGUGGUACUCCGUUAUCGAAAUAUGGCAUGAGUGGAAAGAUAUUUAUAUCUAUGUUCUUCACUGUCGUGAUGAUCUUCGGCGCAAUUUAUCUUUACUAUUAUAAAUUCCCUGAAAUAAGAAUUCCAGUAUUGGGUGGACCUUUUCUGUCUCGAUAUGGAAGGACUGAUAGCGUUGUAUCAUUGACUAGAAGAGAUUCUGUAAUGACAACCCGUUCGGGAAUCAGUACAGCUUUCAGAAACCCAAUGUAUAAUUCGAAGAGGGAACGAGUAGUUGUCGCUGAAACAAGUGAUGAUCAGUAA
Messenger RNA from Pieris macdunnoughi, 1254 nucleotides. The record is from the annotation of a GenBank genome assembly. Lineage: Eukaryota; Metazoa; Arthropoda; Insecta; Lepidoptera; Pieridae.